Molecule: messenger RNA, 4963 nt
Organism: Hordeum vulgare subsp. vulgare (domesticated barley)
Lineage: Eukaryota; Viridiplantae; Streptophyta; Magnoliopsida; Poales; Poaceae
Product: FIP1[III]-like protein
Exons: 17
Coding region: 389-4429 (1346 amino acids)
Biological process (GO): mRNA processing
Molecular function (GO): heme binding
Source: RefSeq, a predicted model, not a curated record
AAAAUUAAGUGUAUGACAUGUGAACCAUAUAACUAAAAAAGUGUGGCAAGCCACAAGUAUGUCAAUGAACCAAAUACAUGCCUAAGGUAUUGUGACAUGACUAAGGUUAGGCGUGACAACCUUAGGCUGGGAGCCUUUGCCUCACCCGCGGCGGGCCAAACGGCCAAAAACAGCUCCUCGGGGGCAUUCUCGUCAAUUCAGGCAGGUCACGGCGGACGCAAAAUUCCACGCUCCCGAACCAAUCCGGCGAGACGGGGGCGCCUUCUCCACGCCGCCGCCGCCGCGGCGUGGACCAGCCCGAACAGACCAACCCCGAGCUUCUCGCCGUCCCGGCAACGCACGUGUCCCGGGCGUCCACCGCGACGCCUCGAUCCGCGCUCGUGCCUUCAUGAGACUCCUCGCGCUCCUCGUGGUCGCGGCGGCCCUCGUGGCCUUCGCCGCCGCGCACGAGCACCACGGCGAGGCUCCCACCUGCGCCGGCGGCGGUGGUCGCGUGGUCGCGGAGUUCCGCCCUGGGGAGGUGACCCUGGACGGGCACCCCGCCGACUGGGAGGCCGUUGAGGCCUCGGAGUUCGCGUUGCUCCCGGCGCUGGACCCUGACGAUGACAAGGCCUACACCGGCGGCAAGGUCGCCGUCAAGGCUGUGCAUGACGGCGUCAAUGUUUUCUUCAUGCUGCAAGUUGAUGGGGACUAUACUUACACUAAAGGUGAAAGUAAAAAGUGCCCCUCUGUUGCUCUGAUGUUCCAAGUUGGAGAAAAAGCCACAUAUGAUGAUAUGGGUGGGUGCAAAGAUUUGCCAGGUUCAUGCACGAGCAAAAGUUGCAGAGAUCAUGAGGUCGACAUUAUGCACUUUUCAGUUGGAAAUGCUAUUCCUGGACGUCUUUAUGGUGGUAAUCACAUAGAUAAUGUAGCUGGAAAUGGAGGUGAUAGAUUUGGUCAUCUUGUUGAUGUCUAUGCAUGGAAUCCCCAUUGCCGCUACCUUGAUGGUAUAGGCCCUAAAGAAAAUAAUUCAAAUGCUCAAAAUGAUUGGCAUGGGGCUUGGUGGCACAGUUCCCUGACAUUCCAUUCAGGUUUUGUGGAUGAUGACAGUCCUUAUGGAAAGAAAGAUGACAAGGGCACAUAUUACUUUGAGUUCUCAAGGCCCCUAAGAACAAUGGACCAGUUUCAGCAGGAUGCGCAGUUCACAAUAGGUGAGCCCAGCAAUAUGGCAGUAGCUUUCUGGUACCCAACUGACGGCAAACCAUGGAGCAACUCCCAGCAUUACUCAGCCAGCUGCGACUGGUUGACUCUGGACAUACAGCCCUCAUUGGAAGCUGCUCGAUACCGCCCAGCCCCUAAUCGUUCCUGGGAUGCUGGGACCGCCUUCGCCUUGCUCCUUUCAGUGGUGACCGCCGCGCUGGCCGCCGCUGGGGAGAGCGGCGGCUCCAACGCCAAGGAUUCCGACCCGGCCACCGACGCCGAGGCCGACGCCAUCGAGGCUGUUGAUUUGGGGGACGGGCUCGCGGGCUAUAGCAGCAGCGACGAGGAAAGCGAGGAUGACCUCCACAUCGUGCUCAACGAGGACGGCUGCGCGCCGCCGCCUCCUUCUGCCGGCCGGUGCGAGGAGGGGUGGGCGGAGCAGAGCGAGGAGGGGGAACUUCGGGCCAGCCUCUUGAAGGGUCUAUCUGCUAAGGACGGCGGACAGCGCAAGCCUCAUGGUCUCCACUACAAGGGACCUCUUGACAAAACAACAGUGCCAACCACAGGACAAGGUGAUCUAGGUCACCAGCAUGCAUUUCAGAAGGAUUAUUAUUUUUUCUUGCCAAGAAACAGGACAGUUUUCGACAUAAACAUUGAAGCAUUUCAGCAGAAGCCUUGGAGACAGCAUGGUAUAGAUAUUACUGAUUACUUCAAUUUUGGUCUGGAUGAAGAAGGAUGGAGAAAAUAUUGUUUUGGCAUGAAACAGUUCACACAGCGAGCCAGAUCACUUGCAGAAAAAUCGUCAGGAAUGGAUCAGGAAUCACAUCACAAUCUUGAAUCUAGUAAGCUAAUGCCAAGGUCAGCAAUUUAUUCUGGAUUUGAAGGAAGUAAUGACGUUGACAAGCCAAAGGGUAGAGCAAUCGACGUUCAAGGUGGUCUGUUUGAACGUCUUCCGUCAGCAGAUAUGUGGCGUCCAAGAAAAAGAGAUUCUGAUGUUGUGAUACAAGUAAACAUGAUGCUUUCGCCUUCAAAUCACUCCACUUCUGAUGACAACUCAACAGUAAAUGACAAGUGCAUGACUACUGAAAGAGUAUUGGUUAAUGAUCCUAGUGUCAAGUGUUUGACAGACACUAACCAUCUGGUGGACAAGGUAAUUCAUAAGGAAGUGCUUAAUGGAUGUUUCUCAGAGUGUACUGGGAGCAAACUGGAUACGAGAGACUCAGCUUCUGCAAGGGACCAUUUUUCUAGUCCUCGUUAUUCUGACAUGGUUUCUGAAGAAUCAACAGAAGAUUGCUACUUUAAGAGAGCUAAUAGACAUCCAAAUUCCAAGGCUACUUGUUCAGAUACCAAGCUUAAGGAUGCGUAUGUCAGGUCUGAUUUUUGCCGCCAUUCAAGUAAAUCAGACCAAGAAAGUGCCAAGGGCGACAGUCAUAGCUAUACCCCCUCUCCUGCUGACGAUAGAUAUGACGAGACAGAUGAACCUGAUUUCAUGUCGAGUGGAGUAUUUAUGAAUCGUCAAAGUGAUUACCGUCUCCUUAAAUAUAGGCAUCAAGGAAGAAAAGAAAAGAAGCGGAAAGGUUCAGCUCGUGUAAGGUAUGAUGUGUUUGAGAAGGAAGAAAAAAUGGCAUAUAGCUAUACUAGCAGGUAUGAUAGAAAGCAUGAAGAGAAAAGAUCUAGCUCCACUUUCCUUGGUAAUGAUUGCCGCAAUGCUGUUCACAAUGAGGUUUAUGAAAGACGUGAUUAUUCACCUGCUGAAAGAGCAGCUUUGAGAAAUGGCGUGCAUCGCUUUAGUACUAGCUCUAACCAUCAUCGCGACCGUUUUUCUUGGCAUGAAUGCAAUGAUGACCAAGAUGAUCUGCAGAGGCUCUCAUUAGCCAAAGGGUGGCAGCGACGCCAUGAUCACGGAUAUGGAUACAAGUCUGUACAAAAGGCUGAGCUUUCUGAUGACAUUGAUAGGCACAUGUAUAGAGAAAGUUAUUACCAGGAAACUAGAAGAGUCCGACAUGGCCACGGUGAGGAUGAUGAACUAUUCGAUUACAAUGACUACCGAUUUGGUGAGUUCUGUGGACCUGAGGUUAGACGAAAGUACCAAAGCAGAAGAUCUGCAGAAAGCAGUGAUGAACAUUGGAGACAUCCUUACCACCUCAUUUUGCCUCCUCGGGCAAAUGACUACCCCAAGAAUCCUGAGAGGAACUGGUCUUCUCCUGGUUUAACUUCCUUGAGCUCAAGAAACAGUCGAAAUGCCAAAUUCAUGCAAUAUCAUCGUGAUGAAUACUAUCAAAAUAACAAGCACCAUAAUUCUUCAGUUCACGUUGACAACAUUCAACAAUCUGUUUCAUUCACUGAUGCGCCCUCUGAGACUGGUUAUUGUAUUCUUCCAGUCAAGAGGAAGUUCCAUGCUGGUCUGGGUUCAAUUAGCCAUAAAGAUCUCGGUAUAGCAAUUUCAAAAGGGAGAAGACUGAAGCAUGACCAAUUCAUGAUCGGUGAUAGGAAGCUUUAUGCUGUGGAGAUGCACAAUUCUCCAAAGGAAACUGUUAGAGAAGCUAUUUAUAGUUUCAGUGAUAUGAGAAAUAGUGAUACUAUUUCAAACAUUCACGAUGAAAGAAGGCAUGAGCACAUGAAUAUUCAGCCCAAGGACGCAGAUAGCAUCGGCUUGAAUGAUAGGAAAAGAAAGUUUAAGCUCCAAGGCAAUGAGAUAAGGCGAAUUGGAAGUGACAAUGAGGGAUGUCUUCCUGCAGACAAGAAUUUGCAGAGUUCCAAACACAAGGAUGUACACCAGGAAGCACAGAAGGUGAAGCUGAAUAGAAGUUACCAUGGGUCGGUCUAUCAGGGCUUGGAGAAAACAACAUACCAAAAUCGCCGAACUACCAAGGAAGAAGAUGAGAUUGAGGAGGGAGAAUUGAUUGAAGAGGACUACCAGGGCACUCUUCCAAACAGUAAACCUAACAAGCCAAGAAAAGCAGCAUUGAAAUCAGUGAUUGAAGCAAGCUCAGCAGGUCAGUUAGAGAUGAUUAAUGGAAUGCCAAAAGAUAUUUGCGACAAGGGAGCUACAAGGGAAUGUGAUGAGAAACACAUACUGAAGGUAAUGGAAAAGAUGCAGAAGAGAAGGGAGAGGUUCAAAGAAGCUGUUGUUGUUACCCAAAAGGAGGAAGACAAUGGCAAGGAUGAACUGCUAGCUGUUGCGUGUGGUGCAGAUGAUGUCAAGAAUCAGCGACCUGCCAGGAAACGUCGUUGGGGCGGCAAUGGUUAGAUGCUGAACUAACCUUGAGUCGGGCAUAUUUUAUGCCAAAAUAUAGUCUUAUGGUACUGGGAGGAGCCAAAGUGCCAAUGUUUUUUAUGAACGAGAUGCCGCUGUCAUCUAGCUGUUCAGGUUGAGACACUGUAGACCUUGAAUUUGGUUUGAUGCUUGGAACAGGAGACAAAAUGUACAAAAGCAUUCACACAUUGCAGUUGUAAUUGACCUACAGUUUCAACAUUUUUAUCAGAGCAGUCAGCUAAUAAGAUCAACGGCAUCAGACUGAAUAUCUGCUCAUCUUUCUUCAGGAGAGGUUUACUUUUUUCUUUUCUUUUUGCUGCGCGUGAAUUCUGAGACCACCUCUCUCUCCAUAUGGACAUACUGUCGCUUUGUUGGUUGCGGAGUUGUCUUAGUGUGCUGCCGUAUGCCUGCUUCAUGUCUAGAUUGUGUUUUUUGCAUGUAUUCUUUGGGCUCCUAACUGCAGUGUACUUUUAAAAGAAGUGGAGUAUGGUUUUUGCCGCAGUUAUGUUGCUUCAUGUGUUUAUUAAA